AUGACUUCCAAAACCAUUCAGCUCCUCCACGGGCCGGGAAGAUACGCCUCUAUCAUAACAGCUUUGUGUUUUACUACUCUGUCGUUGGCUUGCUUAGCCCUUGUACUACUGUCCGGGCUCAAAACACCCAAGGGGAAGCUUGGUGGCCUUAGCUUUGCAGUGAUCGACAGCUCCAAAGUCGAGGUGAACACCAACAACGACGUGUUUCGAGGCCUCCCCGACACGAACGACUAUUCAAAGCAGAAGGACUUCUACGCAUUCUAUCUCUGGAAUUACUGCAGCGGCAAGCUCCAAAACGGCGAUUACUACGUCGACUUCUGCUCCCAACCUCGUCAAUCUCUCUAUGAUCUCUUCAGAUUCUGGAAGGUCUGGGGCGCAAGUGUCCACAAGGAAGGAACGCGUUUCUAUUGGCUAGAAAAGGGGCCGAAGCUACUUUACAUCUCUUACAUCGUUGCUGGAGGCACGAAUGCCCUCGAGUUUCUCGCAGGCGUCCCUUCACUCUACACCAACAGGGUCAGCCGAGUAACGGUGGUUCUUGCCUCGGCUGCAUCUAUUUCCUUGCUCGCAACGGCCAUUCUCGCCCAAGUCACUUACGGCCAGCUUAUCAGCCGUGCAGACGACGAAGAUAUCCCUAUUACCGCCAAGAAAGUCGGCCAGAUCCUGUAUGCCGCCAACUGGGUCGGGACAAUCUUUUCUUUGUCUGCUCUGGCGACUUGGUACCAUGUCUUAACCGGUAACACGGUUAAGAGGGCACCUACAAUGGAGGCAACUAGCAACAAAUAUGUGCAAGUGGUGGAGGCGGAUGGUCAUGUUCAGCCUUACUUUGUGGAGUCACCGGUGCGGAAACGGACUUUCUCGAAGUGGCCGCAGUUUUAA
This is a messenger RNA of Coniosporium apollinis CBS 100218, 876 nucleotides long. RefSeq lists its product as uncharacterized. The transcript has 3 exons. Lineage: Eukaryota; Fungi; Ascomycota; Dothideomycetes. Gene Ontology annotation, cellular component: plasma membrane. The record is from RefSeq and is a predicted model, not a curated record. Bases 1 to 876 code for a protein of 291 amino acids.